AUGCUAAUAUUCGAUUCAAUACGUUACCGACAGAAUGAAAAAGGUGGUCCUUUGAUGUGCGAGUCAGAUGAUGGUACCUGGAACCUUGUCGGUGUCAAAAGCUUUGAAGUAGGAUUCAUGGCUGGAGUAUAUAUUAAAGUGUCUAAAUAUGCAGAAUUCAUUCAGCAGACAAUAAAUUUGAUUGACCAGCGUGAAAUAGAAGAGCCUGUUGAUAUGAUGAUGAGUUGUUCCAACCAUGAAACUUGUCAAGGUAGAUGUGGAACCUCCUUUUUCGAGUCAUUGUGCCACUGCGACUCGCAUUGUGAGCUUUAUGGAGAUUGCUGUUACGAUUACUGGAAACAUUGCACCGACAAUAAAAAAUCUCUGAACUCUUCUAUCGCGUUAUGGAACCGUACUGUUUGUAAAUAUAAUUCGUACUACCUAAUUUCCAAAUGUAGUCUAAAAGCAAUUGAUGAAGACGUUCGCAAAAAAUGUGAACAACCAAAUCAAGACGAUUUUCUUCUUAAUAUUCCAGUCAGUGACGCUUCUAAUUUAGGUUAUUUAAACUUAUAUUGUGCUUUAUGUAAUGGGGUAGCCAUGUCGGAUGUUGUAGCAUGGAAAGUUACUUUUAAUUGCAUUGACUCUCUAUAUCCGUUCCGAGGAAUAGGGAUAUUCAAAUCACAAAAUAUACCAACGAUGACUGCAACAAUUCCAAGUGGUUUAAAAAAUGUUCUCUCAAUUGAUUGUCCAUUUUCUUACUAUUAUGAAUAUGAACCACUUAAAAAUUAUAGUAAGAGAUAUUGCCCUAGUUAUCCCGGUAAAAAAUAUUGCCCAUCUGACUUUUCAGAUACUGAACUAGCAAAUAAAUGCAAGACAUACAUUGCAACGGUGUAUGACCGAUUAUCUACGGAGAAGUUUGCAAACACACAUUGCGCACGUUGCCACGGUAUAAGCCGAAAGCAAAACGCUUGUAAUUGUGUAGUUUGUACAUCAGAGCAUAGCAUAUUUUCUAAAAUCAGUGUCACACCCAUAACUAUUUUACUAGACUUUUCUUCAGGUUCAACCAUAAGUGUAGAAUCACCACUGUUGAAAUUUACCACUUCGGGAGUAGAUUGCGAUUCUGGUCGAGUCUUUAAUCCUUUUAUUGGAGAAUCUGGCGAAUGCAUCACAAUCAUUUGCCAAAAAGACGAGCUCCUUACAGAGAAUGGCUGCAUAAAAAAAAAUGAUAUUCAAAUGCAUGCACCUGCACAAUUUCAAAUACAUCCUGGAUACUCUAGUACACUCCUAUGUUUAUGUAAUCAUGAUAGCAGAAUCCAGUUACGAUACAACUUUCUUAAUAACUUUACCAACAAUGAUGUUUUGACUAGGUUCACGUCAUGGAUACACUUUCAAAAUGUAUCAUUCGAUUUGUAUAGUUCUGUUAAACCUCCAAUAAUGUAUACAAUAUAUUUCAAUACGUCACAUUGUGACGUGUUGGAAAAUAUUACCCAAAUAAUCUAUCAACAGAUCAAUAGCGAGAAUAGACAUUUGUUGGAAAAUAUCACAAUACUUCAGGCGUGUAUAAAUACAAAAAACAAUAUGACGCCACACAAUGAUUACGAAAAUUGUAAUGAUCUAGAUUUAAAUGUGGAUAUGGUAAAUAUCGAGAAAAUGAAUGAAUCAGUAACAGUGGCAGACGAAAAUAAAACUUUCACAAUAUCAGAAAGUGAUUAUCGAGUGGAAAUGACGUUUAAUAUCGAAAGCGAACCAGCAAAGCCGAUUAAAGUCAGCAUAUCAAAUUGUCUUGAUCGUUCACGUGACCCAACAUGUCCACUCAUUGCUCUGAACAUCAACGAUUUUGAAGUCAUAGAAAAUACAAUUUGGAUGUACAAGCUGAACGGUCGUCAGUUUACAAUUGAUGAGAUUGCAGUAUUUUCUAAUGACUCUGUUUAUGUCUGCUCUUUCUUUUCUCAAAACGGAACGCAUACAUAUGUAUCAACCAUAUUCAUUUAUGAUAAAACCUUGCAGAUUUUGAACGUCGUUGGAGUCUCUUGUUCACUUCUUGGUCUGUUUUUGACAUUUAUUAUACGUUGCAUUAAAAAAGACCUUCGGACUGUUUCUGGCAAAAUUGUAAUGAAUAUUGCGGCGGCAUUGUUUCUGGCACAGCUUGGAACGUUGUUUGCAAAAACUUUAGUUGAAUCCGAGAUAGGGUGUGUUGCUCUGGCUGCACUUUUGCAUUAUCUGUGGUUGGUGGUAUUUAUGUGGAUGUUUAUAAUGUCAUUAGUAUUGUUCAAAUCGUUCCGUUCUUUAAAAUCAGCUGUAGAGCAUCGCAGUGGAAAACAAUCUAUUACAAUGCCUUUCUUUUGUUGUUGGGGUCUUCCCGUUUUGGUUGUCGCUGCCGCUAUGACUCUUCAUAUUUGGGAAUACGCACCUAUCAAAUUCUCUUACGGUGACGAAACAGUUUGUUGGAUACGCGAUGAGUUUGCUGCCUUCAUGUUCUUAGGUAUUCCCAUGGCAACGAUCCUUGCUUUAAACAGCAUUAUGUUUGUCGUUAUAGUAUGCGGGAUCCACCAAACUAAAACGAGCACAAAAACGAUGCGAGGAGCUUCUACAAAGAAAGAUAUUUCUACUAAUAUCAUCAUAUUUGCAAAGAUUUCGUGCAUUAUGGGAUUGACUUGGAUCUUUGGGUUUCUUGCUUCAUUCGUCGACGAACCAUUCCUUUGGUAUAUCUUCGUGAUAUUGAAUAGUUUCCAAGGAGUGUUCAUAUUCAUAUCAUUCAAUUCAACACUUGUGGCGGCGCUGUUCAGAAGAAAGCAAAGAAAGCAAGCCACUAAUAUCACCAAUACGUAAUAGUCUGUGAUUUCUGGACUACUAGUGUCCACAUUUACUUAAUCAGCAUUAUGUUAAGCAUGUUUCAGAAACAUUUUGUGCAAGUUAAGAUCUUUACAGUCUACUUU
Anneissia japonica is the source of this 2915-nucleotide messenger RNA. RefSeq lists its product as uncharacterized. Gene Ontology annotation, cellular component: membrane. Bases 1 to 2808 code for a protein of 935 amino acids. The record is from RefSeq and is a predicted model, not a curated record. Gene Ontology annotation, biological process: cell surface receptor signaling pathway; G protein-coupled receptor signaling pathway. Lineage: Eukaryota; Metazoa; Echinodermata; Crinoidea; Comatulida; Comatulidae. The transcript has 3 exons. Gene Ontology annotation, molecular function: G protein-coupled receptor activity.